This is a messenger RNA of Chelonoidis abingdonii (Abingdon island giant tortoise), 942 nucleotides long. NCBI's taxonomy places the organism in Eukaryota, Metazoa, Chordata, Testudines, Testudinidae. The record is from RefSeq and is a predicted model, not a curated record.
AUGGAAUUCAUUUUCCUGGGCUUUUCAAACCAUCCCAACCUUCAGAUUUUAUUCUUCCUGGUGUUCUUGGUCAUCUACAUAGUAACCCUCCUGGGGAACACUCUGAUCUUAACCCUGACCAGGGCUGAUUCAACCCUUCAGACACCCAUGUAUUUUUUUCUUAGUAAUCUGUCCUUCUUAGAUAUCUGCUAUACGUCCGCCACAAUGCCAGUCAUGCUGGUCAACUUCUUCAGGCGAAGGAAAACCAUCUCAUAUGCCGGGUGCAUGGCCCAACUAUUUUUCCUCAUUACAUGCGCUGGCACAGAGUGUGUCCUGUUGGCUGUCAUGGCUUAUGACCGAUAUGUGGCUGUCUGCAAGCCCUUGAGCUACCCAAGCAUUAUGAGCAACAGGCUUUGUGUGCAGCUGGCGGCAUUUUCAUGGCUGUGUGGCUUGGUGAAUUCCCUGGUGCACACUGUCCUCACAUCAGCCAUAGUCAUAUGCAAGUCCAAUCAGCUCAGCCACUUCUUUUGUGAUGUCCCGUUGCUGCUGAAGAUCUCUUGCACAGACACCUCUGUCAAUGAAGCUGUGCUUCAUUUGGCUAGUGCCUUGAUUGGACUGAGCCCUUGUCUGUUCACCGUGAUCUCUUAUGGCCACAUCAUCAGCACCAUCCUGAAGAUCCAGUCGAUCAAGGGCCGAUUCAAAGCUUUCUCCACCUGCACCCAUCUGAUUGUGGUCAUCAUCUUCUACAGUACCUCCAACUUCAAUUAUAAUCGGCCCAGCUUAGGCUACUAUCUGGACAUAGACACCUUGGUUUCGUCAUUAUAUUGCAUUGUGACCCCCAUGUUAAACCCAGUUAUCUAUAGUCUAAGGAAUAAAGAGGUGAAGGGUGCACUGAAAAAAAUGGGCAGAAAAUAUUUCGCUGCAGUGGCCAGGCCCAGAGGAAGGGAGGGGGAAUGUCAAUGA